Molecule: messenger RNA, 1467 nt
Organism: Alternaria alternata
Lineage: Eukaryota; Fungi; Ascomycota; Dothideomycetes; Pleosporales; Pleosporaceae
Exons: 4
Coding region: 97-1467 (456 amino acids)
Source: RefSeq, a predicted model, not a curated record
UCAACCAUCUCUUGCCAUCAUCAUAUACCGAUACUGUCUGUUUAACAAUACGUCUUUUGGUCGUUCCUUUGCAGGAGUCAUACCCGCACUAUUACAAUGAAGCUUCUGUCAGCAAUUGUCUCUCUCGCCGCCUUGACCGCAGCAGCCCCUUCACCAGGCUUUAGCAAGAGACAAGAAGCUCUCACGGGCCCCAUUCCGUCUCAAGAGACGGUCGCAUGCGACGAUGAUCCCAAUCGCACCUAUUGCUUCGACGAAGUCGUAUGGGGAAGGGGCCAAGAUUACCAGACAACUCUGCACAACUACUGUCAAUACCAGUACGCUGAUGACGCGCUCAGCUGCCAUGGAUGCAUGCGCCAGCCAUUUCCGACUGAUAAUUGCGCCGCCGCGCCUGGCGCUUGGAAUUCAGCGUUCUUCUGUACAGGCUCUAAGGGACCCUCCAAAAACGCCAAAAUGACAGCGUAUAUCCCGUACCUGCCCGCAGAAAUCCAUCGCAUUAUCGCGGAAUACGUCCAUCGCGAAGAUCUGCCAAGCUACCGGCUCGUCAACAGACAACUGUGCGACAUGGCCACCGAGGAAUUAUUCAGCACAAUCGUUUUCCACUACAGUACUGCGAGCAUUGAUCGCCUGAAAAGGCUCGGUUGGAAUGCACGUCUUCGAGGACAGGUGAAGAACAUCUUCUGGGACGUCAACCAGUGGAGCGUAGGUAAUGUGCGCGACUUUCACGAAUGGGAGCAGUACUUCACACAGAUAACACAGCUUGAUCGGUGGCGCAACGCCAACUACGACUCAUCAGGAUACACUCAGCUAUCGCAGAACCGACGAGAAUGGGAAGCGUACCUUGAUCGAGUUGCGGACGAGAGAAAGGCAAGAGUGGAUCGGGACAGCCUGCAAGUAUUGGAGCGCUUCUACAACCUACAUUCAAUCCACAUCGUCAACGGCGACCUCUUUUUGGCCCACCGUGGUCUUCAAAAGGUUGCGGAAGAUUGUCCGAACGCUUCAUUUGGACCAGUCGUAUUCCGUAGAGGAUUCGAAACCUACAGCCUUCGCAAUAUGCCUGGAAUUGAGACUCUCCUGAUCCCAGAGGAAUAUUGCAAAUCCUCUCUGAAAGAGCUCACGCUGAAUACAGUACACUUCAAGUGUUUUGCGCCAUUGACAUCGAGUAAUCUCGACAACUUAUCAAGUUUGGAUAUCACGAUCUUCCCGCGGACAUUCCGCGACCGCUACCUUGACACGCAAUGGGUAGUCUUAAUGAUCAAAGGUUUUAGGAGAUUUUUGGCGUCUUCAACACGGCUCGAAUGUCUUCGAAUCGACCUCAAUCACGAGAAAGCAGAACCAAAUUCCUAUGAUGUUGUUUUAUCCAUCGAUCAGUGGACGAUGGCGAUGAACGCGGCGAACCAGAGCAGAGAUUUUAUGCUUCAUCAGCGUCCGUUCGACACUGUGCAUGGCCGAGAGUACUGCAAGAGAUGA